Molecule: messenger RNA, 496 nt
Organism: Beta vulgaris subsp. vulgaris (sugar beet)
Lineage: Eukaryota; Viridiplantae; Streptophyta; Magnoliopsida; Caryophyllales; Amaranthaceae
Exons: 2
Coding region: 98-478 (126 amino acids)
Source: RefSeq, a predicted model, not a curated record
UUUUGAUCGUCUCCACCAUUGGCAAACAUCAACUCUUUACUUCCCUUGGAGAAGCAAGGACAACAAUUUUGAUUGUGGUGUCUAUGCAAUCAAAACCAUGGAGCUGUAUGACGGUCAUAAUACUAACCAUGCUGCACUUGUUGACCUGAAAAGGGCAGCCACCAAAAACCUUGAGCGGUGUAGGCUUGCUGUUCGUCUUGUGGACCAUCCUUUAAACAAACUGAGAGAGAAAGUGAAGCAUGACUGUUAUGUUUGGUCUGCAAAGAAACCUGAACUGAUGGCAAGACAGAAGAUAAGGAAGGAUAAAGAGGCUGUCCUAGAUAAAUUAGCAUUUAAUCGAUCAAAGAAGACGAAUAGAAAAGAAGCACACAUUUUACGGCGAAGGAGGGAUCAUGAGGCGAAAGUAGAAGAUGUGUUGAAUAAUAAUUUUGGAGACAAAGUGAAAAUAGAGCAACUGUUGAAAUUUCAUUAUUGUUAGGUGCCAAACUUUUUUUUA